This is a messenger RNA of Paracoccidioides brasiliensis Pb18, 612 nucleotides long. RefSeq lists its product as uncharacterized. The record is from RefSeq and is a predicted model, not a curated record. The transcript is spliced from 2 exons. Bases 1 to 612 code for a protein of 203 amino acids.
AUGAGUGAAAUUGGAGAACAGUCUUUCUGCAGAAAAAGUAGCAGCAAUAGCAAUGGCCAGAUAGCUGAAGAUAGUAUUUGCAUCACCCCUAUAGUCAGAUCCGACCUCUGGAUGAACAGCAAGCGUGAUAAAUUUCUACGCAACGCUGAACAGCAAUAUAUCACAUCCGAUAAAGUUCACGCGAAUGAUGCUCUGCGCGCUGCGUGGGAUGCAACAAGCAAGGGUGUUGUUCUUCCCAUAGCUUCCAUCGCUGGAUCUGGACGGAGAGUAUAUGCCAAGUCACUGUACGCUGCAUCAAAGUGCGCCGUUGUUGGAUUUGUGAGAUCCAUGGGGCCAAAGAGGCAGCUUGGUGUGAAGGUUGUGGGGAACACGGGAUUAGAGAUACCCCUAUCUGGGACGAUGAGGAAGCAUUACUGGCGUGUCUACAUGCCUGGUAGAAAGGAUGCGCUAGAGCCGGAGCGCAUUGCUAUGGGCCUAAACCCAGAAGGGUGCAUACGUUUGCGGGUACUGUGUUUUUGGGAGACUGACAAGGUAAGCACUGUGAUGUUUGUUAUUAAGGGGCUUGAGAGUGACACUGAGACGAUGGGAACAUCAGGGACUUCUGCCCGGUGA